Messenger RNA from Penicillium brevicompactum, 738 nucleotides. RefSeq lists its product as uncharacterized. The record is from RefSeq and is a predicted model, not a curated record. NCBI's taxonomy places the organism in Eukaryota, Fungi, Ascomycota, Eurotiomycetes, Eurotiales, Aspergillaceae. The coding region runs from base 1 to 738 and encodes 245 amino acids. The transcript has a single exon.
AUGGCUACUAUCACAUCUGAACACAAAUUGAAGGAGGAGAUCCAAUCCUCCGCCUUGUCUAUCCGGUCCGAGAGCACUGUCUGCACUCUCUCCGAUGCCCAUUUCCAGUCUCCGCGCAUUCUAACCGUGAACGCACGAGGUAUCGGUGCAUUCCGCCUACCCAUCCCAUCCCGACAAACAGAAACCUUCAUUUACAACCCCGACGCCACAGAGGCAUACGUCUCCACGCGCGACAAAGUCUGCUCAGGAACAGCAGUCCUGUCCCACCCCAAACGCGGAGACUUAAUCCGAACUGAAUACUUCUUCGGUCCGAACCGAGAUCCCGUUCUGCAUCUGCUGCAAGUUCCCGAGUCCACCGGUGUAACGGUCUCUGGAAAAUGGACCUCGCGAACUAUGCAGUUUGUAAUGCCUGGAGGCAGACAAUUCGAAUGGGAAUAUGCAAAGCAGAAGCGCGCAGACGGACAGAAAGUUAAUUUGAUUGUUUUCCGCGCCGUCGAGGCGGAGAAGAGCCACAAUAGGAUCGCGCAGCUCGUCCGCGGGGCCGAUACUCGUACUCCGGGGACUUCGAAGUGUACCGCUGGGAACGGCGGGGAGCUGCAGAUCGAUGAGGCGGCGUUGCAAUACCAUGAAUUGGACGAGGCGAUCGUUGUUGCGACUUGUCUUAUGAUGCUUAAGAGAGAGAUGGAUCGUCGGAGGAUGUUGCAAUUCGCAAUGAUUGGAGGGGCCGCCGGCAGCUGA